AUGGCCUACUGUGGACCAUCCUGUGCCAUCCCAUCCUUGUCUUCCAGCCCCACUGUUGGAUUUGGCUCAGCUGGUGCUGGUGGUCUUGGCUACGGGAUUUUGCCCUACAACGCUGCGGCCAGCGCACUGGCCGAAUCUUCCGGCAGCCUGGGCACCUUGGCCGGAGUCAUCCCUUCCUGCAUCAACCAGAUCCCACCAUCUGAGGUGGUCUUGCAACCCCCUUCCUGUGUGGUCACCAUCCCUGGUCCCAUCCUCUCCGCCAGCUGUGAGCCCACUGCGGUUGGAGGCAACGCUCCAUGCGCCAUCUCCGGUUCUGGAAUCGUAGGGGGCAACAUCUACGGAAACCCUCUUUUGGGAAACCUGGGUUUAGGGCCGAGCAGGGGCACGUUACUGGGCAGGAAAUCCCUUCUGGGAAGCCGUGGGAAUAUCUGUCUGUAG
Thamnophis sirtalis is the source of this 438-nucleotide messenger RNA. The record is from RefSeq and is a predicted model, not a curated record. Lineage: Eukaryota; Metazoa; Chordata; Lepidosauria; Squamata; Natricidae.